GGCCCCCCUAGCUCGGACUGCUUCCCACCCCCGCUUCUCUCUGUCAGUGGCCUGGGUCGAGGCCAGACCUCGGUCGGCGGGCCUAGAUCUUCGGCGGCGGGCCCGGCUGGCAGGGCUCGAGGGUGUGGGCGCGGGCCGCGUACAGCCGGCGCUGCAGCCGCUGUCCGAGGCCCUUGACGCCCUCCAAUGAGAGGGCUGGACGGUUCCGGGCCGCCCCAGCGCUCGCCCAGGUUUGAUAAGAUGAAACACCACAGAUGGGCCUUUUGAAGAUAAGGAGAAGGAAAAACAACACUGAAGACGUUGGGGGAAAAAACCCGGGUUAAUAAAUCUCUGACUCUAAAUUUGACUUUGAACUCGGUGAGACCUGUGGAUGCUGCUCUGGGAAGGCCGCAGUAAUGGAUCAGAAGAAGAACGAGAGCAUCGUCCCUAGCAUCACCCAGCUGGAGGACUUCCUCAUAGAACACAACUCCAAUGUCGUCUGGCUCCUCGUUGCUACCAUUUUGUCCUGUGGGUGGAUCAUUUACCUUACCUAUUACAAUUCUCGGAAUGUCGGUCUCAUUUUAACAUUGGUUCUUAACAGAUUACACAAACGUGGCUAUAUCCACAUUGGCUCCUUCUCUUUCUCUGUUCUUUCUGGAAAAGUCAUGGUCCGUGAAAUCUAUUACAUCACAGAAGACAUGUCUAUUAGAAUUCAAGAUGGAUUUGUAAUUUUUCGGUGGUGGAAAAUGUAUAACCCAAAGCAGAAGCAGCAUGACCCCAAGGCGGAGACCAGGCUGUACAUCACAGUCAACGACUUCGAGUUUCAUGUCUACAACCGUUCGGGUCUGUACGGACGUCUGCAAGAACUGUUUGGCUUGGAGCCAACAAUAAUCCCACCCAGGAAGGAGGAUGAUAAAACACGGGAAAAUGGGAGAACAAGAGCCCAGUCCAAAAUUGAAAGAGUAAAAGUGAAAACGGAAUCUCAGGACCCCACGUCUUCCUGGAGAUCCCUCAUUCCGGUCAUAAAGGUCAACGUGAGCACCGGACGCUUGGCCUUUGGAAACCAUUACCAGCCGCAGACUCUGUGCAUCAACUUCGACGAUGCUUUCUUAACUUACACCACGAAGCCGCCUUCCAGUCACCUGGACCAGUUCAUGCACAUCGUGAAAGGGAAGCUGGAGAACGCACGCGUCAUGCUCGUGCCCAGCCCGCGAUACGUCGGCCUUCAGAAUGAUGAACCUCCAAGAUUGAUGGGAGAAGGCUUCGUGGUGAUGCAGUCGAACGACGUGGACAUCUACUACUACAUGGACGAGCCAGGACUUGUUCCAGAAGAAACAGAAGAAAAUAUUGAAGGAGAAAUAAGCAGUGAGGAUUGCAAAUUACAAGAUUUACCUCCAUGUUGGGGACUGGAUAUAGUUUGUGGUAAAGGAACAGAUUUCAACUAUGGGCCAUGGGCUGAUCGGCAGAGAGAUUGUUUAUGGAAGUUUUUCUUCCCACCCGAUUAUCAAGUUCUGAAAGUUUCUGAAAUUGCACAGCCAGGGAGGCCGAGGCAGAUCCUUGCCUUUGAACUGCGCAUGAAUAUUAUUGCCGAUGCCACAAUUGAUUUGCUGUUUACCAAGAAUAGGGAAACGAACGCGGUGCACGUGAACGUGGGCGCCGGCUCCUACCUGGAGAUCAACAUCCCCAUGACCGUUGCGGAGCACGGUUACACCCCUGCAAUUAAAGGACAGCUCCUACAUGUCGAUGCCACGACCAGCAUGCAGUACCGGACCCUUCUGGAGGCAGAAAUGUUAGCGUUCCAUAUCAAUGCCAGCUACCCCCGGGUGUGGAACAUGCCCCAGACGUGGCAGUGUGAAUUAGAGGUGUACAAAGCCACCUACCACUUCAUCUUUGCACAGAAGAACUUCUUCACAGAUUUAAUUCAAGACUGGUCUAGCGAUAGUGCUCCGGACAUUUUUUCAUUUGUUCCAUACACCUGGAAUUUUAAAAUCAUGUUUCAUCAAUUUGAAAUGAUUUGGGCGGCCAAUCAGCACAACUGGAUCGAUUGUUCCACCAAACAACAGGAAAAUGUGUACCUGGCAGCCUGCGGGGAAACCCUGAACAUCGACUUCUCCCUGCCAUUCAUGGACUUCGUCCCGGCGACGUGCAGCACCAAGUUCUCCCUCCGGGGAGAAGACGUUGAUCUUCAUCUAUUUCUACCAGAUUGCCACCCUAGCAAAUAUUCAUUAUUUAUGCUAGUAAAGAAUUGCCACCCAAAUAAAAUGACUCAUGACACCGGCCUCCCUGCUGAGUGCCAGAGCGGCCAGAAGACAGUCAAGCCAAAAUGGCGGAACCUGACUCAGGAGAAGGCUGGCUGGGUUGAAUGCUGGGCUGUCCCGAGUGUCAUGCUCACCAUCGACUACACAUGGCACCCGAUUUACCCCCAGAAAGCAGAUGAGCAGCUGAAACAGUCGCUGUCAGAGAUGGAGGAAACGAUGCUGUCUGUGCUGAGGCCGUCCCAGAGGACAUCAGACAGAGCCGCUUCUGCUCCCUCCACGUCCUCGCGCCCCCCCGUGGACCCCUCGGAACUUCCGCCGGACAGGCUGCACGUGGAGAUGGAGCUGUCUCCAGACUCUCAGAUGACACUCUAUGGGCCUCUGUUAAAUGCGUUUUUGUGUAUAAAGGAAAACUACUUUGGGGAGGACGACAUGUACGUGGACUUUGAGGAGGCUGUUUCGAGUCCUGUUCUGUCCCUGUCCACAUCCUCCAGCUCUGGGUGGACUGCCGUCGGGAUGGAAGGUGACAGGAGGGAGAACGGAAGCGCAGCCAAGGCAGUGCACCCGCUGUCCCUGCGUCCCUGGGACAUCACCGUGCGGGUGAAUCUGCACCGAGUCCACGGGCGCCUUCCCGUUCAUGGGACUUCCGACGGUCCGGAAUGUCCCACGGCUUUCUUGGAAAGGCUGUGUUUUGAAAUGAAGAAAGGAUUUCGAGAGACUAUGCUGCAGCUUGUCCUGUCACCCCUGAAUGUGUUCAUCAGUGACAACUACCAGCAGCGGCCCCCCGCGGACGAAGCGCUCAGGGAAGGUCACAUCAGUCUGUCGGGCCUCCAGCUGCGAGCGCACGCCAUGUUCUCUGCAGAAGGCCUGCCUCUGGGGAGCGACUCCCUGGAGUACGCGUGGCUCAUCGACGUCCAGGCCGGGAGCCUCACGGCCAAGGUCACAGCACCGCAGCUGGCCUGCCUCUUGGAGUGGGGGCAGACGUUUGUCUUCCAUGUGGCGUGUCGGGAGUACGAACUGGAAAGGCCGAAAUCAGUGAUAAUGUGUCCGCAUGGGAUUGAUCGUCGGUUCUGUGAGUCCAAGUUGAGCUGUAUUCCUGGGCCCUGUCCAGCGUCAGAUGACCUGAAAUACACCAUGACGCGUUUGGCGGCCGAUGGAGCGGACAUCUACGUGGUGGAGCACGGCUGUGCCACAAACAUAAAGAUGGGUGCCGUUCGGGUGGCAGACUGUAACCUCCACAACCAGACGGUCGGGGAGGGAGUAAGUGCGGCGAUUCAGGACUUUCAAGUGAGACAGUACAUCGAGCAGCUGAACAGCCCGCGCGCUGGCCUUCAGCCUGCGAUCCUGCGGCGGGCCUGCUGGCUGGAGGCCGGCUCGGCCAGCUUAGGACUCAUCACUGUGGAUGUGGCGCUGGCGGCUGACCACCACUCGAAGCACGAGGCGCAGAGGCAUUUCUUAGAAACUCACGACGCCCGCACUAAGAGGCUGUGGUUUCUGUGGCCCGAGGACCCCCUGCGGAGCAAGAGGUGCAGGCACAGGUGUGGCUGCCUGGGUGGCUGCAGGUUCUUUGGUGGCACGGCGGCUGGCCUGGAUUUCUUCAGACUGGAAGAGCUGACCCCUUCCAGCAGCUCUGCGUUCUCGAGCACCGGCGUGGAGGCAGAGAUGUGUUAUGGGCAGUCUCUGCUACAGCCCGGAGAGUGGAUCGUCACCAAGGAGAUCCCCAGACCUGCAGAGGGUCCUGUGAGUGGCGGGAAGCGGAGAGAAUGGGAGAGCAGGCCCACGGGGACGGAGGCCGAGCGGAAGACGCAGCACCUGAGCCUGCAGGUCCCUCUGCGCUGUCACAGCUCGUCCUCGUCCUCCGAUGACAACAGCAGCUGCAGCGCGGCCCAGCCCCUGCUGGCUGGGGACCGGGAAAGCCCGUCCUCGGGGGCCGAAGAGCAGGUGCUGCCGAAGGCGCUCCUGCCGGGCGCACAGAGAGACGAAGGCCACGGGAGUGCUCCUGCAGAAAUUUCAGGACAUAGCCCCGUGUCUCCAAACACGCAGGACAAGUCAGCAGGUCAGUCCCCGCUGCGGUCCCCACUGAAGCGACAAGCCUCCGUGUGCUCCACCCGACUGGGCAGCACCAAGAGCCUCACUGCCGCGUUUUAUGGGGACAAGCAGCCCACUGCCACGGGAGUCCAGUUCAGCAGCGACGUCUCCCGCAGCGACGAGAACGUCCUAGACUCACCGAAGCAGAGGCGGAGCUUCGGCUCGUUCCCGUACACGCCGUCGGCGGACUCAAGCUCCUUCCCUCAGUACCGGUCCAUGGACUCCAGCAUGUCUGUGGCCGACAGCGAGGCCUACUUUUCUGCCGCUGAGGAGUUUGAGCCCAUUAGCAGUGACGAAGGGCCUGGAACUUACCCAGGGAGGAAGAAGAAGAAGAAGCAGACGCAGCAGAUUGACUACAGCCGGGGAUCCAUAUACCACAGCGUGGAGGGACCGCUCCUCGGCCACGGAGAGAGCCUUCAGGACCCCCGGACCCUGCCAUUCAGAACCCACCCUUCCCAGGCCUCCUUCGUGUCUGCUCUGGGUGGGGACGACGAUGUCCUGGAGCACCUGGACGCUGCAGAGGGGGAGAAGGUGGUGGGGAGCGAGCCAGGCGCAUCUCAGCAGCCAGCCACGAGCUGCUACCAGACGUACCUCACUCAGUUCCAGGUGGUGAACUGGGCGGUGAAGCACCCGGCCAACAAAAGGACCUCCAAGUCCUCGCUGCAUCGCCCCCUCGAUCUGGACACGCCCCCCAGUGAGGAGGGCUCGUCAGCGUGCGAGCAGCUUUCCGUGCCAACUUUUAAGGUUAUCAAGCAGGGGCUCACAGCUAAUUCUUUGCUAGACAGAGGAGUGCAACUUUCGGGGUCAACUUCAAAGACACCGUACACCCCUCUGGAGAGGAGAGCCCCAGAGAGCUCGGAGGACGACCCCGUGACGGACGAGUGGGUUCUGGACCAGCCCGUCCCCCAGACCAGGACGACGGCCGUGGUGGAGGUCCGAGGUGCUAUGGACAUCGUGCUGACGCCCCUGGUGGCUGAGGCUUUAGACAGAUACAUCGAGGCGAUGGCCCAUCGCGCCAGCACCCGCCACCCGGCGGCCAUUGUGGAUGACCUUCACGCCAAGGUCCUCAGGGAGGCUGUCCAAAACAGCAGGACCACCUUCUCAGAGAAUUUAUCCUCCAAACAAGACGUCAGAGCAAUGAAGCCUGAGCACCCUACCCUGGGGACGACGCCCGAGGGACAGACGCAGACCAGCCUCGCGGUGAAACCGGACAGUGUGACCGUCAAAGGCCUGCAGGCCAGCGUCAGCAUACCAAAGAUCAACUUAUGUCUGUUGCAAGCCUCAGUGGAAGAGGCCCCCAGCACGGCCCCCAGCAGAAGUGUGACUCACGUGUCCCUGGUCGCUUUGUGUUUCGACAGAAUCGCCACGCAAGUCCGCAUGAACAGAGGUGUGGUCGAGGAGGCUGCCAGCGGCACGGAGGCCGGCAGGGCGUCCCGGUUCGACAGGUGUGUGCACGCCACCAGGAUGCAGCCGCAGUCGUCUGGGUCACUGAGGUCCAACGCUGGAGCUGAGAAGGGCAAGGAGAUCGCCGCCAAGCUGAACAUCCAUCGAGUUCAUGGGCAGCUCAGGGGUCUCGAUACAACAGAUGUCGGCACCUGUGCCAUCACCGCCAUCCCCUUUGAAAAGUCCAAAGUGCUGUUCACGCUGGAGGAGCUGGAUGAGUUUACGUUUGUGGAUGAGACUGAUCAGCAAGCUGUGCCAGACGCGACCCGAAUUGGUCCCAGCCAAGAGAAGUGGGGCUGGAUAAUGUUCGAAUGUGGACUUGAAAACCUAACCAUAAAAGGAGGAAGACAGUCCGGUGCUGUUUUGUAUAAUGCUUUUGGGACAAUGGGCAAGGCGAGCGCCACCGAAGGGGGCGGCGUGCUGACGUCCAAUCACUCCUCGGACUCCCCGACGGGCAGCGGCUACAACACAGACGUCUCUGACGACAACCUUCCCUGUGACCGAGCCAGCCCUUCUUCCGACUUAAAUGGAAACUCUGUUUCUGAUGAGCAGGACGAAGGAGUCGAGUCUGAUGACCUGAAGAAAGACGUGCCCCUCCUGCCGCCACCGCCCGACUCCUGCAGCAUGAAGCUCACCAUCCAGGAGAUCUGGUUCAGCUUCGCGGCCCCCACCAACGUGCGGUCGCCAGCUCACGCGUUUUCUAGGCAGCUGAACCUUCUGAGCACGGCGACCCCUGCUGUUGGUGCCUGGCUCGUUCCCAUCGAUCAGCUGAAGUCGGCCUUGAACAAGCUGGACACAGAGGGGACGCUGCGAGUCUGCGCCGUGAUGGGCUGCAUCAUGACUGAGGCGUUGGAGAAUAAAAGUGUGCAUUUUCCCCUAAGAAGUAAAUACAACAGACUGACAAAAGUUGCCCGCUUUCUCCAAGAAAACCCUUCGUGUUUGCUGUGCAAUAUACUCCACCACUACCUGCACCAGGCCAAUUACUCCAUCAUCGAUGACGCCACCAUGAGCGACGGGCUUCCUGCCUUGGUGACCUUAAAGAAAGGCUUAGUCGCACUGGCCAGGCAGUGGAUGAAGUUCAUUGUGGUGACGCCGGCCUUCAAAGGAGUCAGCCUGCACCGGCCGGCCCGGCCCCCGCAGCCCCAGGCCACCUCGGACCCCGACCAGGAGGACGGGCUCGGGCUGGACAACGGAGGGGGCCUGCAGAGCGACACCAGCGCCGACGGGGCCGAGUUCGAAUUCGAUGCAGCCACCGUCAGCGAGCACACGAUGCUGCUGGAAGGCCCGGCCAGCCGGCCACCCGCUGGUGGCCCGGGGCCUGUCACCGGGGCGGAGAUCAUGAGGAAGCUGUCCAAGACGCACACCCACAGCGACUCCGCGUUGAAGAUAAAGGGCGUGCACCCGUACCACUCUCUGAGCUACACCAGCGGGGACACCGCCACGGACUCACCGGUGCACGGGGGCCGCGCGGGGCCGCCGGUCAGGGAGAGCCCGCGCAAGGAGAGCCUGCUCAGCUGCCUGACCGGGAGCUUCCCGAGCCUGCACAGCCUCCUGGAGGGGACGCCCCAGAGGGGCGGCGCGGCCGGCAAGAGCAGCUCCUUGACCAGAACAGGGAACGCUCUGGCCACGGACAUGCUGUCGGAGCACCCGCUGCUGUCGGAGCCGUCCUCCGUGAGCUUCUACAACUGGAUGUCCAACGCCGUGGGCAACCGAGGCAGCGUGGUGCAGGAGUCCCCGGCCACAAAGUCGGGGCACAACAGUCUUCCCACAGGGGUCGUGCCCAAUCUUCCUACGAUACCCUCGGCCUCAGACUUCAACACCGUACUGUCGAGCGAGCAGAACACCCUGGACGGGACGCACUCUCAGCACAGCACGAGUCAGGACGACGUGGCGGGCGUGGAGGAGGCCAACCAAGGCUUCCCUGCGGUCCAGCUGGCUGACGCACAGGUCGUUUUCAAGCCUCUGCUGAGCCACACGGGGAUCCAGUCACAGGACGCGAUGCCGCUGUGCUACCGGAUGUACUUUGGAGAACACCUGUCGUUCUCAGGGACGCUGGACUGCCUCAGGGCGGACAUCGUGGACUCGGACACAGCCAAGGAGAGGAAGGGCAGGAGGGCAAGAAGGCAGGGCCACGUGAAUCUUCCUCCGCUGGAGUUCAAACCCGCACUGAGGCUGGAGACCUUCGGCCUCAGUGCGGUGGUGAUGGAGAAGUCCGCGUGUGCCCCACGGAGCUCCGCCAGCGCACUGUCCUUCCACGACCUGGGCAAGCGCCACUACAGCACCUUCCACUGCAACUUCACCGUCUCCUGUCAGUCCAUCAGCCAGCACGUGGACAUGGCCCUGGUGCGCCUCGUCCACCAGUUCAGCACCAUGGUCGAUGACAUCAAAGCCACGCAGACGGACAUCAAGCUGAGCAGGUACACAGCGGGGUCCGCUUCGCCAACGCCCACCUUCAAGACCAGGAAACACCGGGACUUCCGCUCCUCCGACUUCAGCCGCAGCUCCCGGGGAAGUCUCAACGGUGGCACCAGAGUGAAUAACACCAAGAACAAACGGACCAGCAACGAGAACAACAAAAAGGAGUCUCGGAACAAAAACUCCUUGGGACGGUCCGAGAGAAGGACUUCCAAAGUGUCCCGGAAGGGCUCCAAGGACGUGGCGGACCACGUGGCGAUCCCCAUGGACGACUCGGACUCCAUCACCGUGUCGGAGCAGAGCGAGCCCUCCGCCGAGUGCUGGCAGAACAUGUACAAGCUGCUCAACUUCUACUCCCUCAUCUCCGACCCGACGGGCAUCCUGGAAAAGUCUUCCGAGGCUUUUGGACCUGCAGGCGUGCGGAGCCCGACGGAGCCGGCCUGCAGAGUGGUGUUCGAGAACGAACAGGACAGCAGCAGCAUGACGAAGCGGAAGCGCAGCUUGGUGACAGCGGAGCCCCAGCACGUCACCCUGAUCGUGUUCGGGAUCGGCAUGGUGAACCGCACGCACCUGGAGGCAGACAUCGGCGGGCUCACCAUGGAGUCGGAGCUGAAGCGCAUCCACGGCAGCUUCACCCUGAAGGAGAAGAUGAAAGACGUUUUACAUCAGAAGAUGACGGAGACCUGUGCCACUGCGCACGUCGGUGGCGUGAACAUCGUGCUGCUGGAAGGGAUCACUCCGAACAUACAACUGGAGGAUUUCCCUACAUCUCCUACAAGCACAGCCAAACAAGAGUUUCUGACCGUCGUCAAGUGCAGCAUCGCCAAAUCCCAGGCCCUCUACAGCGCCCAGCGGGGCCUGAAGACGAGCAACGCCGCGGUGCUCAGAGUCGGCGCCGUCAGCGUCAACAUCCCCCAGCACCCCGCCACCUUGCACAGCAUGAUGGUCCGGAGCUCUCACCAGCUGUCAAAGCAGAUCUCCGACCUCAUCAGACAGCCCUCCACCGUCCCACAGCCAGUAAAAGAAGACAUCGCAACCCCUCUACCUUCUGAAAAAACCCCAACGAGUGUUAAUCAGACGCCUGUGGAGACAAAUGAGUUUCCUCAGCUGCCGGAAGGCUUGGAGAAGAAGCCUCUGGUCCUGAAGUUCAGCACGAUGCUGGAUGGCGUUGCCCUUGGGGCCGCACUGCUGCCCUCCCUGCGGGCCGAGUACAAGACGGGCCGGAUGCGGAGCCAUGGGAUGACAGGUGCACAGACCAGGUUUACGUUUGAGCUGCCAAAUCACAGACUGCGUUUCACCUCCAAAGUCUCUGCCACGGACAUGUCGACUAUCCCCCCCUCCGCCAGCCUGAACCUGCCCCCCGUGACCAUGUCCGGGAAGUACGUGAUGGAGGAGCACGACAGCUGCUCAGACCAGGUGUGGAGCAUCGACGAGCUGCCCACCAAGCAGGGCUACUACCUGCAGGGGAACUACCUGCGCUGCGUGGCGGAGGUUGGUUCUUUCGAACAUAAUCUCACAACCGACCUUCUGAACCACUUGGUGUUCGUGCAGAAAGUGUUCAUGAAGGAAGUCAACGAAGUGAUACAGAAAGUCUCUGGUGGGGAGCAGCCGAUUCCUCUGUGGAACGAGCACGAGGGCACAGCGGAUGGGGACAAGCCCAAGAUCCUCCUCUAUUCCCUCAACCUGCAGUUCAAGGGCAUUCAAGUCACGGCCACAACUCCGUCGAUGCGAGCGGUGAGGUUCGAAACCGGCCUGAUUGAACUGGAGCUCUCAAACCGGCUCCAAACCAAAGCAUCUCCAGGAAGCAGCAGCUACCUGAAACUGUUCGGCAAAUGCCAGGUGGAUUUGAAUCUGGCAUUGGGACAGAUUGUCAAACACCAGGUCUAUGAGGAAGCUGGUUCUGAUUUUCAUCAAGUUGCCUAUUUUAAAACCAGAAUCGGACUAAGAAAUGCCCUCCGAGAAGAGAUCAGUGGGUCUUCAGACAGGGAAGCUGUGCUCAUCACCUUGAACAGGCCGAUCGUGUACGCACAGCCUGUGGCCUUCGACCGAGCUGUGCUGUUUUGGCUGAACUACAAGGCUGCCUAUGACAACUGGAACGAACAGCGGAUGGCUCUGCAUAAGGACAUCCACGUGGCUACGAAGGAGGUGGUGGAUAUGCUGCCUGGAAUCCAGCAGACCUCUGCCCAGGCCUUCGGGACGCUCUUCCUGCAGCUCACCGUCAAUGAUCUGGGGAUUUGCCUGCCAAUCACAACCGCGGCACAGUCCAACCACGCUGGCGACCUUGACGCCGGCUCUGCCUUGGUGCUGACCAUCGAGAGCACCCUCAUCACAGCCUGCUCCUCGGAGUCCCUGGUCAGCAAAGGGCACUUCAAAAACUUCUGUAUCCGCUUCGCUGACGGCUUUGAGACGUCGUGGGACGACUGGAAGCCAGAAGUCCGUGGGGACCUCGUGAUGAAUGCCUGUGUGGUUCCCGACGGCACCUACGAAGUGUGCUCCCGGACUGCAGGACAAGCAGCGGCCGAGAGCAGUAGUGCCGGAACCUGGACCCUCAACGUGCUGUGGAAAAUGUGUGGGAUUGACGUGCACAUGGACCCCAACAUCGGCAAGCGGCUGAACGCCCUGGGCAACACCCUGACCACGCUGACCGGUGAGGAGGACGUGGACGACAUUGCUGACCUGAACUCCGUGAGCAUCGGCGACCUGUCGGACGAGGGUGAAGUGGACACUGUGUCUCCCACUGUCCACACUAGUUCAGAUGGAAGCCCCGUCAGUGGGGACGGCCACAAGCUCACCUUUGGGCAGCGACUCGUAAACCACCUGCUAGGCCUGACGCCCCCCCAGCAGCGCCAUUCUGUCCCUGCAGAGUAUCUGUGCGACCCUGGGCCAUGGGUCUCCCCUCAGUCUAGCCAGGCCCAUGUGCAAGUGUGCAGAGCUCACUCGUGGGGAAACGAAGCUGUCGAGUAUCGAAGACAAGGCGCACCUUGCAGCCAGCCGGGAGACCUGCGGGGCAGGAAGCUGAUGAAGCGAAUCGUGGACAUCAGGGAGCUGAACGAGCAGGCCAAGGUCAUAGAUGACCUGAAAAAAUUAGGUGCCAGUGAAGGAACCAUAAACCAGGAAAUUCAGCGUUACCAGCAGUUAGAAUCUGUUGCCGUGAAUGAUAUUCGAAGAGACGUUCGCAAGAAAUUACGGAGGUCCAGCAUGCGAGCUGCUUCCCUGAAGGAUAAGUGGGGUUUGGGCUACAAACCCAGCUACAGCCGGUCGAAGACCGUCUCUGCUUCUGGGAGGCCGCCUCUGAAGCGGACGGAGAGGGCCAGUUCUCGAGCAGGAGACCCUGAGGAGCUCCCGGAAAUCCGUGUGGACGCAGCAUCUCCUGGGCCCCGAGUGACGUUCAACAUCCAAGACACAUUGAAAAAAACAGUGUGGGCAAGCACACCAGAGUCCAGCUGUCCCGGGGAAGGGUACUUUCAGUUUCCGGAGGAGACAGAACUGGAUCUUCUGUCAGUCACCAUCGACGGCCCCUCUCAUUACUCACCCAGCAGCGAAGGGUCCUGCUCCGUGUUCCGUUCCCCCCGUGUGCCGGGCUUGUCCCCAGGCGCCGCCUUCCAGCCUGAAGAUGGCCGGCGAGAUGACAGUUUGUCUUCUACGAGCGAAGAUUCCGAGAAGGAUGAAAAGGAUGAAGAUCAUGAGAAGGAAAGGUUUUAUAUCUACAGGAAACCCUCACAUACAUCUCGUAAGAAGGCCACGGGCUUCGCUGCUGUCCACCAGCUGUUCACAGAGCGCUGGCCCACGGCACCUGUCAACCGGAGCCUCAGUGGCACAACCUCAGAGAGGAACAUCGACUUUGAACUAGACAUACGGGUGGAAAUUGACAGUGGAAAGUGCGUGCUGCACCCGACCACCCUCCUACAAGAGCAUGACGACAUCAGCUUGAGGAGGAGCUAUGACAGAAGUUCUAGGAGUUUAGAUCAAGAUUCUCCUUCAAAAAAGAAGUUUCAAACUAAUUAUGCUUCUACGACUCACUUAAUGACAAGCAAGAAGGUGCCGUCGUCCCUGCAGACCAAGCCGAGUGACUUGGAGACCACGGUCUUCUACAUCCCUGGCGUGGACGUGAAGCUGCAUUACAAUUCCAAGACGCUGAAGACCGAGUCGCCCAACGCCUCCAGAGGGUCAUCCCUGCCAAGAACACUCUCGAAAGAGUCCAAGCUGUCCGGUAUGAGAGAUAGUGCCGCCUCUCCUCCUCCUCUGCCCUGCACUGUCCAGAGCAAGACUAACACCUUACUUCCUCCCCAGCCCCCACCUCCGCCCUCAGCCAAGGGAAAAGGAAGUGGAGGAGUGAAGACGGCCAAGCUGUAUGCCUGGGUCGCCCUCCAGUCACUGCCGGAAGAGAUGGUCAUCAGCCCCUGCCUGUUGGACUUCCUGGAAAAGGCUCUGGAGACGAUCCCCAUCACCCCCAUUGAGAGGAAUUACACAGCAGUCAGCUCCCAGGAUGAGGACAUGGGGCACUUUGAGAUCCCGGAGCCCAUGGAGGAGUCGGCAGUGUCGCUGGUGUCGUCCUCCACGUCCGCGUGCUCCUCCUUCCCCGUGGACGUCGUGGUGUAUGUGCGCGUGCAGCCCUCUCAGAUCAAGUUCAGCUGCUUGCCAGUGUCCAGAGUGGAAUGCAUGCUGAAGCUGCCAUCCCUGGACUUGGUGUUCUCCUCAAACCGGGGAGAGCUGGAGACUUUAGGGACCACAUAUCCGGCCGAGACUGUGUCCCCUGGAAGCAGUGCCUCCCAGGGUGGGGCAAAGGCCUCUGCAGGCAAGACAGGAGCCCCAGGUUCAUCGGGCCUGGGCAGCCCUCUCGGCCGAAGCCGGCACAGCAGCAGCCAGUCGGAUCUGACCACGUCCAGCAGCAGCUCCUCGGGGCUGAGCUUCACGGCCUGCAUGUCCGACUUCUCACUCUACGUGUUCCACCCGUACGGGGCCGGGAAGCAGAAGACUGCCGUCUCUGGCCUCACGGCCGGGUCGGGGGCGCUAGGGAAUGUGGAUGAAGAACCCACUUCCGUCACCGGUCGGAAGGACUCCCUGAGCAUAAACCUCGAGUUUGUAAAAGUGAGUUUAUCUCGGAUACGGCGAUCAGGAGGCACCUCGUUUUUUGAAAGUCAGUCUGUAAACAAGUCUGCGAGCAAAAUGGACACCACGCUCAUAAAUAUAUCUGCUGUUUGUGACAUAGGCUCCGCAUCCUUUAAAUACGACAUGCGCCGACUCAGUGAGAUCCUAGCGUUCCCAAGAGCCUGGUACAGGAGAAGCAUUGCGAGGCGCCUCUUCCUUGGAGACCAAACUAUAAACUUGCCAACGUCUGGCCCAGGGACGCCUGACUCCAUCGAGGGGGUGAGCCAGCACCUGUCCCCCGAGUCCUCGAGGAAGGCCUACUGCAGGACCUGGGAGCAGCCCAGCCAGUCGGCCUCCUUCACACACAUGCCCCCGUCCCCCAGCGCGUUCAGCGAGCACCUGGCGAACAGCACCAUGUCACCAGGGGCCGCACAGAGCCUCAAGUCCCCUGCGUCCGUGAGGUCCAGGAGCGUGUCGGACUCCUCCGUGCCCCGGAGAGAUUCACUUUCAAAAACAUCAACUCCUUUCAACAAGUCAAACAAAGCAGCAAGUCAACAGGGGACCCCGUGGGAAACACUUGUCGUGUUUGCUAUCAACCUGAAGCAAUUGAACGUUCAGAUGAACAUGAGUAAUGUGAUGGGAAACACAACUUGGACCACGAGCGGCUUGAAGAGCCAGGGCCGCCUGUCAGUGGGAAGUCACCGCGACCGGGAGAUCAGCAUGUCCGUGGGGCUGGGCAGGUCCCAGUUAGACUCCAAGGGGGGAGUUGUUGGCGGCACCAUUGAUGUCAACGCUCUGGAGAUGGUCGCGCAUAUUUCCGAACACCCGAAUCAGCAGCCCAGUCACAAGAUCCAGGUCACCAUGGGCUCUACAGAGGCCCGUGUGGACUACAUGGGCUCCAGCAUCCUCAUGGGCAUCUUCAGCAACGCGGACCUGAAGCUGCAGGACGAGUGGAAGGUGAACCUGUGCGCCGCCCCGGACUCGAGCAUGGCCGAUAAGAGCGAGAUUUUUGUCCAUGGAGAUCUGAAGUGGGACAUUUUCCAAGUGAUGAUAUCAAGGUCAACCACGCCAGACCUGAUAAAAAUAGGAAUGAAGCUCCAGGAAUUUUUCACGCAACAGUUUGACACCAGCAAACGAGCUCUGUCCACCUGGGGACCCGUUCCUUACCUCCCACCCAAGGCCGUGCCGAACAACCUGGAGAGAAGUUCGCAGGAGCAGUUGCUGGACGCCGCGCACCACCGGCACUGGCCCGGCGUGCUGAAGGUGGUGUCGGGAUGCCACCUCUCCUUGUUCCAGGUCCCCUUGCCAGAGGACGGGAUGCAGUUUGGAGGGUCGAUGAGCUUGCACGGCAAUCAUAUGACACUGGCCUGUUUUCACGGUCCAAAUUUUCGUUCAAAAUCCUGGGCCCUUUUUCACUUGGAAGAACCAAACAUUGCUUUUUGGACCGAAGCUCAGAAAAUCUGGGAAGAUGGCUCGGGUGACCAUUCUACGUACAUCGUACAAACUCUGGACUUCCACCUGGGCCACAACACCAUGGUCACCAAACCCUGUGGCGCUCUGGAAAGCCCCAUGGCGACAAUAACCAAGAUAACACGGCGUCGCCAUGAGAACCCCCCCCACGGAGUGGCGAGUGUGAAGGAGUGGUUCAAUUACGUUACGGCCACGAGAAAUGAAGAGCUGAACCUGCUUCGUAACGUAGAUGCUAACAACACGGAGAACAGCACCACGGUGAAGAACUCCAGCCUGCUGAGCGGGUUCAGGGGCGGCUCCUCCUACAACCACGAAACAGAGACUAUCUUCGCAUUGCCGAGGAUGCAGCUUGAUUUCAAGUCCAUUCAUGUUCAAGAACCACAAGAACCUUCGCUACAAGAUGCCAGCCUGAAGCCCAAGGUGGAGUGCAGUGUGGUGACGGAGUUCACCGAUCACAUCUGUGUGACCAUGGAUGCCGAGCUCAUCAUGUUCCUCCACGACCUCGUGUCGGCCUACCUUAAAGAGAAGGAAAAAGCCAUUUUCCCACCUCGCAUUUUAUCGACUCGGCCAGGACAGAAAAGUCCAGUCAUCAUCCACGAUGACACCGCCUCGGACAAGGACAGAGAAGAUGGUAUCACUUACACCACCGUGGACUGGAGGGACUUUCUGUGCAACACGUGGCACCUGGAGCCCACGCUCAGAUUAAUUUCUUGGACUGGAAGGAAGAUUGAUCCAGUGGGCGUUGAUUACAUCCUUCAAAAGCUGGGCUUCCACCACGCCAGAACUACCAUCCCUAAGUGGCUUCAGAGAGGGGUCAUGGACCCCCUGGACAAGGUUCUCUCCGUCCUCAUCAAAAAGCUGGGGACUGCACUACAGGACGAGAAGGAGAAGAAAGGAAAGGACAAGGAAGAACACUAAAAAGUCACUUGAUCUGUGAACACAUUGUGAUUGUGUCCAUUAAGUUUUAUUACACUGGGUUUUUUUGUAUAGUAAAAUUAUUUAAAAUAUAACUUUAAAAUAAUUCUAAUUUUGUGGCCAUUAUAUUGAAGGUUUUUAAGUUAACCUAUUUGUUCUGUAUACAAUGAAGUAUUGCAUGAUGUAAAUUUUGUGGAAAACUAGAUUAAAAUAUAUACACCUGCUUCGUAGGGUUUAUAUUAUGUGCAAUAUGAUUUCUGCAUCUCAAAACACUUUCAAAGUAACUGUGAAUUUCUUGUUAUUGGCCAUAUUUUUAGGAAAAAUCUUGUUCACAAUGUGAUAUUUGGUUAUUAAUUACUUUUUCUUUUUUAAUGCAGACUUGUAUAAAUAUCUAUUUGUAUAUAGUUUGAGUAAUUGUGAUAUGAUUAAAUACUAUUAAAAUAUUGUUUGCCACUAUUGUAAUAAAGUGACGAUAAUUGGUUUCA
Artibeus jamaicensis (Jamaican fruit-eating bat) is the source of this 16138-nucleotide messenger RNA. RefSeq names its product bridge-like lipid transfer protein family member 1 (gene BLTP1). Gene Ontology annotation, biological process: synaptic vesicle endocytosis. Lineage: Eukaryota; Metazoa; Chordata; Mammalia; Chiroptera; Phyllostomidae. Bases 396 to 15656 code for a protein of 5086 amino acids. The transcript is spliced from 88 exons. The record is from RefSeq and is a predicted model, not a curated record.